AUGGCUUAUGGACUCGAGUUAUCCGGGGUCCCUUUCUUUUGGGUUCUAAGGAAACCAUCUGGGUCGACCACCGAGUCUGAUGACUCGGUCGAGUUGCCAGAUGGGUUUGAGGAGAGGGUUAAGGGUAGAGGGAUCGUGUGGAGGAGUUGGGUGCCUCAGCUGAGGAUACUGAGUCAUGACUCGGUGGGUGGAUUCUUGACUCAUUGCGGUUGGAGUUCUAUUGUGGAGGGACUUAUGUUAGGUCUUCCUUUACUGACAUUGCCGUUUUUGGUUGACCAAGGUUUGAAUUCUAGGGUUGUUGCGGAAAAGGGAGUAGGGGUGGAAAUACCGAGAAACGAGGAGGACGGAUCCUACACGAGAGACUCGGUCGCCGACUCGGUGAAACUCGUGAUGCUUGAAAAUGAAGGGAAAAGGUUUAGUGAGAGGGCUAAAGAAAUGGCUGAAAUAUUUGGUGAUGUUGAUCUCCAUGGUAGAUACAUGGACAAGUUCAUCGAGUUUCUCGAAAAUCAUAAGAGUUUGUCGUCGACGGAUUAG
This is a messenger RNA of Erythranthe guttata (spotted monkey flower), 534 nucleotides long. NCBI's taxonomy places the organism in Eukaryota, Viridiplantae, Streptophyta, Magnoliopsida, Lamiales, Phrymaceae. The record is from RefSeq and is a predicted model, not a curated record.